Molecule: messenger RNA, 405 nt
Organism: Parathielavia appendiculata
Lineage: Eukaryota; Fungi; Ascomycota; Sordariomycetes; Sordariales; Chaetomiaceae
Exons: 3
Coding region: 1-405 (134 amino acids)
Source: RefSeq, a predicted model, not a curated record
AUGCCUAGAUGCAUCCAUCGCGAAACCUUCUUCAAGGUUCCAGACCAGGAGGGGGUCCAGAAGUUGCUUGAGGCAUACAGGGUACUGGAAAAGAACCAGAAUAGGAACGGAAAGCCUUAUAUCCUCAAUCUCCGCGCCGAGCAGGUUCUGGAUGAUCCUCGGUCCAAGGGCUACACCGUUAUGGCAAAAAUGACGUUCAGAGACCGAGAAGACAUGCAGUACUUUGAUGGCUGGUGUGAGGCCCACGAGACGCUUAAGAAGACGGCAAUGGAGGUCACCACGGAGCGGCCGCUCGUGAUCGGGUUCAAAGGGGAGGAAAUGGCGGACAUUCCGCCCGCGGAGAGAGCAGAGGAAGGUUCGGCCAAGACCCGUACCAACUCAACAGACUCAAUUACCGGCCCGUAG